AUGGCUUCUGAAGACGUUAUUAAUGGAUUAGAUGAAAAGAACAGGACUUUCAUCGAUGUAAAACAGUGGAAAGAUGAGACAGGAAAGUCUGUCUUUCAGCAUUUGACGGAAGGCUUCGCGGGCGAUGAUGAAGCAGCUCUACAACAUCCCACUAAACAGUUUGCAGUUGCCGAUGGAGCAGUUCUGAGAUAUCGGGCACCGUUCAUACGUGUUAUUAAACAUGACGCAUAUUUUGAUGCCUUUAAUGUCGUUGUCGAAAGUAUGCUGAAUAGAUUGUCUCCUAUGUGGCUGGCUUAUACGUUUGCUGACGCAUUUGUGCAGGUGCAUGCUGACCAGUUAACAGCAUACAGACAGGACUACGUGGAAGGUGAAUACCAUCAAUCAGAUGGUGGUACAUGGUGUCGACAGAUUAUUACUAGUAUGCAUGCGUUUGCGAAAAGAAUCCUCAGUGGUGAAGAAAACCUGCGAGUUCGUCCUGCAGAAUGGGAGCAGUUUCCCAUAUCGUGUGAAUCGGAGAAAGGUCGUCGUCAAAAGCAGGAAGAUCGAAUGCUCGCUAUGCCAACACUCAGUCUUGUUUUUCCUGAGGUUUCUAGGUCCGAUGUUGGUCUUAUGGCUGUGUUCGAUGGUCAUGGAGGUGCUGAAUGUUCUGCUUACUGCUGCGCACAUCUACCGGCGGAAUUCGUUCGAGCGUUGAAUGCCGAUCCAACGUCUUUAGAGAAAGCAUUAAGUUGUGCAUUUGAGCGACUCGACAUUCGUUUGUUCGCACGGUGCGAAAACGAGCGAUGGCGAAGUGGAACCACUGCUGUUGCUGCUGCAAUAGAUGAGAAAAGUAUUGUAAUUGCGUGGAUAGGAGAUUCUGCAGCUUAUGUGCUUACAUCUCCUGACAAUCUUCGGAAAGUUACGAGGGCUCAUGUGCCAUCGAAUGAGGAAGAAGCACGCCGUGUUGAACAGGAUGGUGGACAGUUACUUUACAUUCAGGGAGAGCUUCGUGUUAAUGGAGUUUUGAACCUAACAAGAGCUCUUGGUGAUAUUGGUGGGCGGCCUAUGAUUAGUUCUAGAGCAGAUACCUUGGUGAUUGAGAGAGACACUUCGCAUUAUCUCUUAUUGCUUACCUGCGACGGGAUUUCCGAGUUGUUCAAUACUGCAGAAGUUUUAGAUAUGGUGAAAUCCUUUGUAGCCAAAUACAACUUUAAACAGUACUACGACCUAUCUGAUCAUAUUUGUCGUGCUGCGUUGUCAGGUGGCAGUAUUGACAACGUAACAUGCGUUGCUGUUUUUCUCCGCCCUCCACAAGACCUUUGGGAGCUAUUCGGUGAAAAACAAUAG
This is a messenger RNA of Angiostrongylus costaricensis, 1326 nucleotides long. NCBI's taxonomy places the organism in Eukaryota, Metazoa, Nematoda, Chromadorea, Rhabditida, Metastrongylidae. The record is from the annotation of a GenBank genome assembly.